AUGUCAAAGCGAGUCCUGACAAACAUAUCAAAUGUGAACAAUAAUAACGGUCUGAAUGGCAACAAAGCGGUCAAACGGACUCUCGGUUUGUCUCAUACCAAUCCCCUCCAGAAGAAGAAUAAAGUCUUAUUGAACGACGAGAAUGUGGUCGAAGAAGACACCGCUUGUCACAAGAAAACAGAUCCAACCCUUAGUAUUGAGCGCAAAGUUAAGGCCAUUAGUAUUGUCACUUGUUUCUCUUCGGCCGAAAUGAUGUCAAAGCGAGUCCUGACAAACAUAUCAAAUGUGAACAACAAUAACGGUCUGAAUGGCAACAAAGCGGUCAAACGGACUCUCGGUUUGUCUCAUACGAAUCCCCUCCAGAAGAAGAAUAAAGUCUUAUUGAACGACGAGAAUGUGGUCGAAGAAGACACCGCUUGUCACAAGAAAACAGAUCCAACCCUUAGUAUUGAGCGCAAAGUUAAGGCCAUUAGUAUUGGAUCCAAAACGAAGACAGAGGAAGAAGUGGAUAUCAAAACCGAGUCAGAAGUGUCUGAAUUGAGUGAUGACUCGUUUGAUGGCAACGAUACUAUAGAUUUUGCGGAUCCGACCACUUAUUACUCGGCGCCCAAAGACAUGCCCUCAACGGUCGUCGACUACGAUAAGAGUCAACUGCAGAACAUAGACUCUGAACCGCAUUACGCCUCCGAUAUCUUCAGACAUUACACGGAAAGGGAGUUGAAGUGCAAAACAAAGAAGUAUAUGGAAAGUCAGCCCGAGUUAAACAAAGCCAUGCGAACCGUUCUCAUCGAUUGGAUGGUUGAGAUUCAGGAGAGCUUCGAGCUCAAUCACGAGACACUGUAUUUGGCGGUCAAACUCAUUGAUCAAUACUUAAUGCGAGAACCGAUCUCUAAAGCGCAGUUCCAGUUGAUCGGCGCCACAACUCUUCUCAUUGCCGCCAAAUUUGAUGAACGCAUUCCUCCGGCCAUUGAAGACUUCAUAUACAUCUGCGACGACGCCUACACCAGACGUGAUGUGAUUCUCAUGGAAAUGAAAAUCUUAAGAGCUCUCGAGUUUGACUUAUGUUUCCCGAUCUCAUAUCGAUUUCUGCGUCGAUUCGCUCGAACAGCAAAACAAUCGAUGGAAACGCUAACGUUGGCUCGUUUUGUGUUAGAGAUGUCUCUCUUAGAGUACGAGAUCAUAGAGGAAGCGGACUCUCGUGUGGCGGCCGCAGCACUACUCUUGGCUCUGAGAAUGAUGGGCGAACAUAAUUGGACCGAAACACUUGAAUAUUAUACGGGUUAUAAAGAGUCGGAACUUACGAUUUUAAUGUAUCGUUUGAAUGAAAUACUCUUAACGCAAACCAAAGCAAAGACCAUAAGAAACAAAUAUUCUCAUUCGAUAUUCUUCUCAGUGACCAAAUACGCUCCUUUGCCUCGUAUUAAGCAUCAAAACAGUAGUUAAUUGUCCGCUAUAAGUGGUUUUUAUCAUGUAUUUUGACAUUACAUCCUUUCUUUAAAGCCGUCUUUUAUUAUAAUAUUUUCGAUUUUAGUUUUAUGAAUAUUUAUUGGAAAUGAGUCC
Medioppia subpectinata is the source of this 1560-nucleotide messenger RNA. NCBI's taxonomy places the organism in Eukaryota, Metazoa, Arthropoda, Arachnida, Sarcoptiformes, Oppiidae. The record is from the annotation of a GenBank genome assembly.